Molecule: messenger RNA, 1700 nt
Organism: Chlamydomonas reinhardtii
Lineage: Eukaryota; Viridiplantae; Chlorophyta; Chlorophyceae; Chlamydomonadales; Chlamydomonadaceae
Exons: 3
Coding region: 232-732 (166 amino acids)
Molecular function (GO): acyltransferase activity, transferring groups other than amino-acyl groups
Source: RefSeq, a predicted model, not a curated record
AACAAAACACGCUUCCCCCAAGCCCAGCAACCGCCAGUCUCUAAGUUAGCUGCGUCCUGACCCUGACCGCGUGACUCUCUCCACGCCUCUCCACGAAAACCAGAACCAACCUCGAAACAUCAAUUUCGCCUCUCGCCAAGCGUACCGAUAAUAGAAAUGGCCGAGGAAUCUCUAGGCGCCAGUGUACAGCCACUAGGCUCUGCCGUUUUCUUUGGCCCGGUGCAGCCAGAGAUGCUGGACCGAAUUCAUGAACUUGAAGCUGCCUCUUACCCAGAGGACGAGGCCGCUACUUACGAUAAGCUAAAGUUCAGGAUCGAAAACGCGUCGAACGUGUUCCUGGUCGCGCUGUCGGCGGAGGGCGACGGGGAGCCCAAGGUCGUCGGGUUUGUGUGCGGCACGCAAACGCGCGCGUCUAAGCUGACACACGAGUCCAUGUCAACGCACGAUGCCGACGGCGCACUACUGUGCAUCCACUCGGUGGUGGUGGACGCCGCGCUGCGCCGGCGCGGCCUGGCCACCCGCAUGCUCCGAGCCUACACCGCCUAUGUGGCCGCUACCUCCCCGGACCUGACCGGGAUACGGCUGCUGACCAAGCAGAACCUGAUCCCGCUGUACGAGGGCGCGGGCUUUACGCUGCUGGGUCCCUCGGAUGUGGAGCACGGCGCCGAUCUGUGGUACGAAUGCGCCAUGGAGCUUGAGGCGGAGGAGGAGGCGGAGGUGGCGGAAGCCUAGGGCAGUGGUGGCAUGGGGGCUGGGGUGUAGGGAGCAGGGAGCAGGGGGGCUUGUGGUGCGCGCCGUAUCUCGAGGCGCGCAGUGCAACAACGAGGGCCUGUAGCUGCGGACGGCGGCGACUGUGACGGUGAUGGGGGAGAGGGCGGAUGCAUGCGUUUCUGUAGAGGUGGCACAGCAUGGGUGGAAGGCGUGGGCGGAGGGGGAGCUGCGGGUAGCUGCUUGCGGUGCCAGGCGAUGCGCAAUCGAGGUGUCGGGAUGGCCAUCCAGUGCGGCGUGUUGCCCCAUGGGUGUUCGGUAGCCCGUGGCCAUUGGACAAGGUGUGCGCCGCUCCGCACGUCCCACGGUGUCAUGACCGGGAAACGGGGUGGGGCGUAGGCAUUGGCGCGCGAUGUUGGUGGUGAGUGAGUCUGUGUGAACUGCAGGUGCUGAGAUGUGGCACAGCCGCACAGGAGCGUGGCACUGCUGUAUGUUGGGUGUGUAGGAUACAGCAAGUGCGUGCUGAUGAGGGGCGUGUGCAAGCGCAGGGCCACAGGCGGACUUCUGCGCGGAGCCACGUAGAUUGGUGGAUGUGUUCGCUGUCAGCCUGUAGAGGCGACGCAGGUGCUGCACAUCUGUAACGUGUGGCUGAUACCGUGAUAGGAAUGACCGGGGGGCAGGAGGCACAGGCGUGAUCGAGGGUAGUAUGUAGUGGGUGCAGAGGCGCAAAUGUGACAGGGAGACAGGGCGCGCCUGCGGGAUGCUCGUUGCCACAAAGUCAAGGCUUGAGCGGUGAGCCGUGAUGGCAUGGGUGCGAGGGGACAGGGUAAGGGGCAGGUUGGCGUAGUCCCGCAGAGCCGGGAUGGCAUGGCCUCAAUGGACCUGGGGCCCACCACCUGCAACAGAGGCUUGAGAUAGUGCAGAUGUAAAAGCCUCAUGCGGGAGGACCAUGCGUGACUGCCCGAAGCCUCAUACUGUAAGCAUGAAGCCAA